This is a messenger RNA of Canariomyces notabilis, 1593 nucleotides long. Its product is annotated as ankyrin. The record is from RefSeq and is a predicted model, not a curated record. Gene Ontology annotation, molecular function: protein binding. Bases 1 to 1593 code for a protein of 530 amino acids. The transcript has a single exon. NCBI's taxonomy places the organism in Eukaryota, Fungi, Ascomycota, Sordariomycetes, Sordariales, Chaetomiaceae.
AUGGGACCCAACUUCAACGAUUUGGUACACACGUACCUCAAGCACGGCAACAGAGAAUAUCUGGCGGGGCUCCUGCCACUCUGGAGUCCCACCAUUGACGAGGACCAUGGCUCGAUCGGCCUUGCAUUGCACCACGCCAUCUACAUGGGAGACGAGACCGCUGUCCGCAUGAUGCUGGAUCCCGGGGUGCCCCCUACGGUGGUGAACGGACACGAACCGUAUCACACUCCCAUCUUGGCGGCUUCGCAGUACGGUCGGCGCGAGAUGGCUCGUCUGUUUUGGCGACUCGUCGGGCCUGACGGCCGCUUCCUCCCCUCGCUGCGCAGGAGAAGCGAGCUCACGUGCCUCAUCGUGGCUGCACAAUAUGGUCAGGCAGACCUGGUGGCCGACUUUCUCGACAUGUGGGAUGGCUGGUUAGUGGACGAGAAGCGGCGGGCGCUCCUUGAUGCCGCGGCGGAAUGGAACGACAACGUCGUCACAGUUUUACUCGCCAAGGUCGGUUACGAGGUGGACGACAUCCAGAAGGCAUUGGGCCGGUGCGUCUACUCCGGCCCAGGGUCUACCCAUUAUAUACCACCUGGAACGGAUGAGGACGACACACCCCAGUCAUACAACGCCCGAGCGCACCACCUCGUGUGUCGACUUGUCGAUGCCGGCGGGAAUCCAGACGCAACCUACCUGGAACGGCCGCUACUCUGCAUCGCAGCCUCGUUGGCGGAUCGGAUUAGCGCCCUCAAGGCGCUGCUUGAGAAGGGAGCGAAUCCCAACAUCCAGAAUGCAAAAGGCCUCACGCCACUUCAAGCAACGUUCGGCUUCUCAUCUUCUAUAGAAGCCCUCCGGCUCCUCCUGGACCACGGCGCCUCUCCCGAGAUCCCAGACCAGGACGGGGCGACGCCGCUCCAUGCCGCCGCCUACGACAGCAGCUCCCUCGAGAAGCUCCAGCUGUGCCUCGCCCGCUGCGCGGAUGCCGACGCCGCCCUCCGCCUACAGACACACCACCGCGAAUCGCUCCUGCACUACGCCGCAGACGGCGGGAAGCAGGACAUUGCCGAGUUCCUGCUCGACCGCGGCGUUCCCGUCGACGCGGCCAACACCAACGGCUGGACGCCCCUGCUCUGCGCGCUGAUGCCCACCCCACCAAAGGCCCUUGCCGAAGCGUGCAGCCUGGCCAGCCUCCUGCUGCAGCGAGGCGCCAGGGCCGAUGUAGUGACAGACGAGGGCUGGACGGCACUGCAUGCGCUGGCAUCGCAUCGCCCGCGGGGUAACUUUAACUGGGAUCCCGCCGCCGGCGGGCAGGAUGAUGAUGGUUCCAAAUGGGCGUCCGCCGUCCCGCUGAUUCGGGAGCUCGUUGCGCGCGGCGCGCCGCUGUACACACCGUCGAAGGCAAUCCGCAGCUUGGCUGUCACCGCCGAGACCGUGUCUGGCGCGUGGGGGGUUCGGAUGCAGCGGCUGCUGCUUGCUAAAGCGACGACACCGACGGCGGAAGAGGAGGAGCUGGAGGAGGAGGGCACGACGCCGCUUGUGUGGGCGUGUCGGACCGGCGCAAUCGUCGCCUUUGAUGCCGUUAUUGCCGAGGAUGGGGGAGCCGAAUAA